UCUUAAUUAGUAGAUGCUGUUAUUGUGUUGCUCAUGUGUCUGGCACUGUCAUAAGCUCUUUUUUAUGUUAACUCAUUCAAACCACACACAAUCCCAUGCUGCUCAUACUGCUACGCCGUCCACAGCAGAAAGGUUUCACGACCACCUGACAGCAGAAUUGGGACUGCAGUCCAGGCACCUGUUUCCAAAGCCUGCAGGCUAUGCUGUGGCACACGGUGUCGCCUCAGCUGCCUCUGACCAUCAGGGGACGUCAUCCGUCCACAUGCUCAGCCCUGGAUCAGGCUUUGAGGGUGAGUGAGUGUAGGGGUUGAGAUAUGAGGAGGUGUCUGAGGGAAUCCGUGGAAAAAAUCACUGAAGACGAUCUCGCCAGUGUACCCCAUGCACAGCCCCAACCCACUGGGGUCCUCCUCCUGCCCACAUGCUGGAGGACCCUGAUGGUGACCACAGGGGGCUGGGGGGCACUGGGCCCUCCGUCACCUGCUGGGGACGGCCUGGAGUGCUCUCCAGGUGAUGUGCCUUUUCCCCUCAUUGGCAGAAACCUCAGCAAUCCUUGACCAUCCCUGGCCCUGCCCAGUUAAGAUUAAAAAAAAAAAAAAAUCCUCUUCUGGGCCCCAGGGCCACCUCCCACAGUGCUUUAUUGCUUUCUUGGCACCCUCGGGGAGCCUCUGCAGCCCUUUAAAAGAGACAGAGUCUGAAGCAAGAUCAGCAGCCCGGUCCUGGAGAUAAGAGUGUCCAGAAGAGCAGGUGCAGGUUUCCCAGGCAGAUCAGGCACGAGCAGGUUCCAGGUCACUUUGGCCCUGAUGUCUGCAGAGGCAGCUGUGUCUAUGUGUGACCGUGCAUUUGGCAGUGGCAAGGCGAAGGAGCUAAGCAUGGGGGGCAGGUGUCGUGGGUCCUGGUACGAGCGGUUCCUGCAGCCCUGUCUGGCGGAACUGCUGGGCUCUGCCCUCUUCAUCUUCAUCGGCUGCCUGUCGGUCAUCGAGAACGGGACAGACACAGGGCUGCUGCAGCCGGCCCUGGCGCACGGGCUGGCCCUGGGCCUCCUCAUCGCCACCCUGGGGAAUAUCAGUGGUGGACACUUCAAUCCUGCGGUGUCCCUGGCAGCCACGCUGAUCGGAGGCCUCAACCUGGUGAUGCUCCUUCCCUACUGGAUCUCCCAACUAUGUGGGGGGCUGAUUGGGGCCGCCUUGGCCAAGGCGGUGAGUCCUGAAGAGAGGUUCUGGAACGCAUCUGGGGCGGCCUUUGUGACAGUCCAGGAGUCGGGGCAGGUGGUGGGGGCAGUGGUGGCGGAGUUCAUCCUGACGACACUGCUGGCCCUGGCCGUAUGCAUGGGCGCCAUCAACCAGAAGACACAGGGCCCUCUGGCUCCGUUCUCCAUCGGUUUUGCCGUCACUGUGGACAUCCUGGCAGGGGGCCACGGAGGUGAUGCAAACAAGAGGAAGUGGGCAGGCAUUUGCAGACAGCAGGGAGUGGUGAGGCCUGGCGUAUUGAAGGAGACACCGUUGUUCACCUUUAGCAGUUGCUGUGAGGGAAUGUGGGUCUCCGGUGACCCUUCCACCAUCAUUCCAGGGAAGUCGGAAGCCUGCCUUCUUAUGUGAGCUUUUCCAUUUUUCUGUAGCAUCAAUAAAACGUUUCUGUGGGCUGGCUUGUUCAGCCAAUGGGCAGCCAGGCUUUUGCCUCGGACUCACACAGAGCUUCCACACCCUUUAACUCAUUCAGGCAUAGCCCCUCAGGGGGACCCGCGAAGGGGCUGAGGAAACAAGCUUGGGUCAGGGAUUAUUUCUCCCAUUUUAUAUAUGAGGAGCUCAGAGAGGACACGUGGACAGUGGCAAAUUAAGGGACAGAUGUGGGACAAGAGCCCAAAUCUCCCGGUAAAGAGGACAAGGGAGCCCCUUCCUAAUGUCCACCUGCUUCCUUCCUCUUGGACGCAGAACAGUCUAGCCUUUCCUGGCUCUGCCGCACACCCUUCUGCCAUCCUUUGGUUCGGAGGCGGGAUCUGGGGACCUGGGUGGGUUUGGGGGUGGGGGAGAAGGGCGCAAGGGAUGUGUGAAGCUACAGCGGUGCUUUGCUGCCUCCUAGUGGCCACUGGUUCGUUUUGCGCCAACUGACUCGCCCUUUCGACUCCCCGGCUGGGCGCGGAUUGAACCGGGCAAGGAUACAGACACCAGAACU
Mustela erminea (ermine) is the source of this 2169-nucleotide messenger RNA. It is a transcript of the gene AQP8, whose product is annotated as aquaporin 8. Lineage: Eukaryota; Metazoa; Chordata; Mammalia; Carnivora; Mustelidae. Gene Ontology annotation, cellular component: plasma membrane. Gene Ontology annotation, biological process: transmembrane transport; water transport. Gene Ontology annotation, molecular function: water channel activity. The record is from RefSeq and is a predicted model, not a curated record. The transcript is spliced from 5 exons. The coding region runs from base 801 to 1595 and encodes 264 amino acids.